AUGGCCAUUCUCAUGGUCUGUUUGUGCAGUUUCGUCCACUCAACUUCAGUCAAUUUCAAACAAUCUUUGGGAAACUAUGUUAAUUUACCAGAAAGUGUUUAUGCCUACAAAUUAAUCAGUAGUAGAACCAUCACUGGUGCUACCAUCUACACAUUGAAUGUUACCUCUCUCACUUGGUUGCCUGAAUCAGAGGUUGGCUCAGCUCACACCUGGUUCCAUUAUUUGGAAAUUACAAUUCCAAAUGAAUUGAAUAAGAAUAAUCAUGAAAGUUUCUUCUUUAUCACAAAUGGUAAUACCAAUGCUGAUGUUCCUGGAGCAACUGAUUCAUCAGCUUCACCAAUUUAUGUUCCUUCCUUCACUUAUAAUCUUGCAGUUACCACAAAGAGUAUUACUGCUAUUGUAUAUAUUGUACCAAAUCAACCAAUUACCUAUGCUUCUGAUUCUACUCAUACUAGUAGAACUGAAGAUGCUAUUAUUGGAUUCGGUUGGAAUCGUUUCAUGAGUAAUACAAGUGAUCCAUCUAAUUUAUUGUAUGUUACUCAAUUACCUCAAGUUAAGGGAAGUAAGAUGGCAAUGGAUGCUGUUGUUGCUUUUGUUAAGAAACAAGUUAAUCAUAAUGUUGAAACAUUCUUUGUUAGUGGUGCUUCAAAGAGAGGAUGGACCACCUUGUUGUUGGCUGCAGUUGAUUCAAGAGUUUCUGCAAUUGCUCCAAUGGUUAUUCCUGUAUUUGGAACAAGAGAUUUCAUUUUGAGAACUUAUAAUAAUUUAUGUGCUUGGCCUCUUGCUUUCCAUGAUUAUGUUUCUGCAGGUGUCAUUGAUUAUCUUUUCAAUGAUGUUUUUGACAGUUUGACAGAUAUUGUUGAUCCAGCUAAUUAUGUUAGAUUGCAAACUAUUCCAAAGUAUCAAAUACUUUCUAUGGGUGAUGAAUUCUUUGCUCCAGAUCUUAAUGCACUUUCCUAUUCAAAGAUUAAGGGUGAAAAGUAUGUUCGUUUCCUUCCAAACACUGGUCACUACAUGCUCAACACUGAUGUUCUUGCUGUUCUUGGAACAUUCUACACUUCCAGAUUGAAUAAUCAAAUUCUUCCAAAGUACAGUUUCUCUCAUGAAUAUGUGAAUGCAGGUGUUGUCAUUUAUGUUUCAGUUAGUAAUGGAAUUAAGCCAUCCAGUGUUAAAGUUUGGUACGCCACCAAUCCAACUGCACACGAUUUCAGAACUACCACCAUUGGAUCCAAUGUUUGGCAAAAUCAAACCUUAAUUGAAACUAAAUCACUCGAAUGGCAAGUUUUAAUUAAUAAUCCAACAAGUGGAUGGACUGCUGCUAUGGUUGAAUUGACCUUUGAUAGUACUAUUGGUGGUGUCUCUUUGACUCCAUUGAAAUUCACUACUAAUACCUACGUCACUCCAGAUACUACACCAUGUACUGUUAGUGCAACAAAUUUGCCAACUCACAAUUUGGUUUAA
Molecule: messenger RNA, 1461 nt
Organism: Naegleria gruberi
Lineage: Eukaryota; Heterolobosea; Eutetramitea; Acrasida; Naegleriidae
Exons: 3
Coding region: 1-1461 (486 amino acids)
Source: RefSeq, a predicted model, not a curated record